This is a messenger RNA of Cylicostephanus goldi, 1005 nucleotides long. Lineage: Eukaryota; Metazoa; Nematoda; Chromadorea; Rhabditida; Strongylidae. The record is from the annotation of a GenBank genome assembly.
ACGCAAAAAAUCUUCGCUACGUAUCGCAAUGACAAGGACUCACACAAAUAUGGUAAAGAAAACUUUGACAUAGCCGAUUUCGAUGAAUCACUCACGACUUCCAAAAAAGAUGAAUCUGCUAGUUUAGCACUGGAAGAGACGAUAGAAAAUGAACUGCUAAAGAUCGAUGGCACGGAUCUAUAUGUCAUUGGACAAACGGAAGAAAGUCAGCGCUUCGAGCUGCUUACUGAGAAGCUCAAAACGCAGCGAACAGUGGAACCGCGGAGACUCGAUGUCAUCGAUUUCAAAAGUAUCUUGUGCUACAUCUACACAAGCGGAACGACUGGACUCCCAAAAGCUGCUGUGAUGAAACAUUUUAGGUACUACUCGAUGGUUAUGGGAGCAGCAAAAUCGUUUGGCAUCUAUCCUUCGGAUAGAAUUUACGUGUCAAUGCCCAUCUACCAUACAGCAGCCGGGAUCUUAGGAAUUGGGCAAGCACUAUGUCGAGGAUCCUGCUGCGUAAUCAGGAAGAAAUUCUCAGCUAGCAAUUUCUGGAAGGACUGCGUAAAAUACAAUUGCACAGUAGGCUUCCCAGUACAUUGGAGAGAUCUGUCGCUAUCUCCUUGCACAACCAGUGGUUCCCGAAGAAUCUAUGCACAACAUGAGAUUACUGUAUGGGAACGGACUUCGAGCAGAGAUAUGGCAACCAUUCGUGGACCGAUUCCGAGUAAGAAUUGGGGAAUGAACAUCGACGGUCAUGUGGGGGCUUGCGGUUUUCUCCCAAUCUCCCCACUUACCAAAAAGAUGCACCCAGUUCGCUUGAUUCGAGUGGACGACCGAACUGGCGAAGUAAUUCGGUCAAAGUCUGGGUUAUGCAUAGCCUGUAAUCCAGGUGAAAGUGGAGCUAUGGUGUCGACAAUUCGGAAAAAUAAUCCACUGCUGCAAUUCGAAGGCUACCUCAACAAAUCGGAGACAAAUAAGAAGAUCAUAAGAGAUGUCUUUGCUAAGGGUGAUAGCUGUUUUGUU